ACGUAAAUUUAAUACUCUAAUUUUGGUUCAUUUAUUGUUUGCUGUCUUAUAUGUCUAUAUAUAUUAUAUAGAAUUAUAGAUGAUAAUAACAAAGUGGGAAGGAUAAAAAGCAGGGAUUUAAACUUACAUAUUUUACAUUGUAGUUGUGCUAUCAAUAUAUCUAAACAAAAUCAGAAAUACCACAUUCCACACUCAUCGUUGAUCUUUGUCGAAAUCUAAGUUUGUGUAAACAAGGUAACAAGCUCAGGCUGUCCAUGGGAACGGAAUUCGACCCCACAUUCAUUCAAGCGCCAGAGCACAGGCCCAAGGCCACAGUCGUCGAGGCCCAAGGAAUACCAGUGAUUGACCUUUCGGCCAGGCCCAUCGAUGACCUCGCGAGGGAGAUAGGCUGCGCAUGCAGAAAGUGGGGGUUCUUCAAAGUGAUCAACCAUGGAGUUCCACCAGAGGUUCGACGGAAGAUUGAGUCAGCGGCUAGGGAGUUCUUUGCGAGGCCACAAGAAGAGAAGAUGAGAGUGAAGAGGGACGAGGUCAGGGUUUUGGGAUACUACGAUACCGAACUUACCAAGAAUGUUAGGGAUUGGAAGGAGGUCUUUGAUUUUACGCUGGAGGAUCCAACCUUUGUUCCGGCUUCGGUAGAUCCUGAUGAUCAGAGAGUUACCACGUGGCAUAAUCAAUGGCCUGACAACCCUCCUGUGUUAAGGGAAGCAUGUGAAGAAUAUGCUAGAGAGGUUGAAAAGCUGGCUAUGAGGUUGGUGCAACUAAUUGCCAUAAGCUUAGGAUUACAAGAAAACAGGUUCAAUGACUUCUUCAAGGACCAAACUAGCUUCAUGCGACUUAAUCACUAUCCACCAUGCCCUAAUCCAGACCUUGCUCUCGGAGUUGGGCGCCACAAGGAUGGCGGUGCACUGACAAUUCUGGCUGAAGAUGAUGUUGGAGGACUCGAAGUUAAGAAAAAGAGUAAUGGAGAGUGGGUUCGUGUCAAACCAACACCCGAUUCAUUUAUCAUCAACAUUGGUGACAUUAUUCAGGUUUGGAGCAAUGAAAGAUAUGAGAGUCCAGAGCACAGAGCGAUAGUGAAUUCUGAAAGGGAUAGGUUUUCCAUACCCUUCUUCCUCGAUCCAGCACACUACACAAUGGUCAAGCCUUUUGAGGAGAUGACUGACCACAAGAAUCCUCCAAAAUAUAAACCAUAUAACUGGGGAAAGUUCUUCAUCACAAGAAAAGGCAGUAAUUUUAGAAAACUUGAUGUUGAAAACAUUCAAAUUUAUAGUUUCAAAAUAUCUAAGUGAGCAGCCAUAGGGUAAUAAUAAUAAUAAUAAUAAUAAUAAUAAUAAUAAUAAUAAUAAUAAUAAUAAUAAUAAGAGAUGAUAUGCACUCAUAAAGCUAUUCUAUAAUUGAUUAGCGAUGUCUAUAAUAUUUAUUAAAGUAAAACAAGUGAGACAUAUUGAGUUGUACUAAUAGUAAUAUAUUAUAUCUUAAAAGCGUGUUAGACACACAAGUGCUCUUGGCAUAAUUAUAACUUGUACAAACAUCUUUCAUAUUAUGAAGUCUCUAAUCAUUUUUAUUUUA
Messenger RNA from Cannabis sativa, 1569 nucleotides. Its product is annotated as flavonol synthase/flavanone 3-hydroxylase-like. NCBI's taxonomy places the organism in Eukaryota, Viridiplantae, Streptophyta, Magnoliopsida, Rosales, Cannabaceae. Gene Ontology annotation, molecular function: dioxygenase activity. The coding region runs from base 255 to 1289 and encodes 344 amino acids. The record is from RefSeq and is a predicted model, not a curated record. The transcript has 3 exons.